Molecule: messenger RNA, 966 nt
Organism: Candida tropicalis MYA-3404
Lineage: Eukaryota; Fungi; Ascomycota; Pichiomycetes; Serinales; Debaryomycetaceae
Exons: 1
Coding region: 1-966 (321 amino acids)
Source: RefSeq, a predicted model, not a curated record
AUGAUAAUUAAAUUAAUAUUUAUAAUUGAAUUAUUAAAUUUAAUUAAAAUGAUUAAUUCAAAAACUAUAGAAAAUUUAAAUCAAAUAGUUGUUAAUGAUGAUGAGAAUGUUGAUGAUGAUAGUGUUGAUAAAAUUCAUAUAAUUUAUAAAGAAAAUAUUGAAGAUUUAACUUAUUUUGAUUUAAUUAAUGAUGAAUUAAAUAAUAAUAACAAUAAUAAAAAAGAAUUGAUUUAUAAAAUUUCAAAUAAUCAAGCAUUAAUUUAUCAAAAUAAUAAAUGGAUUCAUAUUCAAGUUUUAUCUAAUCCUAAUUUAUCCCUUUAUUCCCAUUCCCAUUCACAUUCCUAUUCACAUUUUCAUUUUAAUCAUAAAUCCUCAUCUACUACUAGAACAAUCACAACAGAUGAUGAUGAUGAUGAUGAUGGUGGUGGUGGUGGUUCAUUUAGACGACUAAGAGAAGAAUCAAUACCUAUUUCAAAUUGUUUAAAUCAAAUUUAUGGGGAUGGAGGAGCAAUUGAAAUUGAUUCAACUAUAAUUUAUUCAAUGAUUAAUACAUUAGAUUUAUCAAUAACUUUAAAUGUUAUAUUUUAUUAUGAAAAAUUUACCAAUUCUUGGGAAUUACGUAAAUCUUUAACUAUUAGAAAUUUAUAUUAUUGUAAUGUUCCAAAAGGUUAUAUUGGUCAAAUUUGGUCAACUUUUCAAUUUGAAGAAUUUAAUUAUAUAAAUUAUAGAAUUGUUGAUUUUCCAUUAUCAAACAAUAAUAAUAAAAAACAACAUCUAAAAAAGAAGAAGUUUCUACGAAGGAAAUUGAAAUUUGGUAAAUGGAUUAAAUUUGGUAAAGUUUUAUUGUUUAAUAAUAAAAAAUCUCCUGUGAUUAAAUGUAUUACAACUAAAGAUUUAAAUGAUAAUAAAUUGGAUUGUCAUGGAAAUGCAUUAAUUAAAAAUUCAAAAAAUUUUCAACUUUUAUAA